Caenorhabditis remanei is the source of this 1686-nucleotide messenger RNA. RefSeq lists its product as uncharacterized. Gene Ontology annotation, molecular function: nucleic acid binding; RNA helicase activity; ATP binding. Lineage: Eukaryota; Metazoa; Nematoda; Chromadorea; Rhabditida; Rhabditidae. The record is from RefSeq and is a predicted model, not a curated record. The transcript has 3 exons. Bases 1 to 1686 code for a protein of 561 amino acids.
AUGUCGGCAAUAGUUUGUGAUUCGAUUCUGUCGGACGACGAUGAUGAAUUGGAAAUGGAUGAGGAAAUCGAGAAGAAACCGAGUACUUCUUCUGUGAAGAUAGAGGAGGAUUCUGAAGAUGAUGACGUCGACGAUGAGGAGGAUUCUGAAGGCGACGAUGAGGAGGAGACGGAGGAUUCUGAAGACGAGGGGAAGGAGGGUGAUGAGUUUCAGACAAACGCCCCACAACCCGUCCAAAUUUCCGAAGAGAACAUGACAACGAAAAAGUUUUCCGAGCUCGGCGUGAGCUCAUGGAUCAUUCAACAACUCCAAACGAUGCAUAUCUCUACAGCGACCCCCGUUCAGGCGGCCUGUAUUCCAAAAAUUCUCUCCGGCAGUGAUAUUCUCGGCUGUGCGCGUACAGGAACAGGAAAAACUCUCGCUUUCGCGAUUCCGAUUAUCCAAAAGCUCUCCAUCGACCCAUACGGUAUCUACGCGUUAAUUCUCACGCCAACUCGAGAACUCGCAUUUCAAAUCGCCGAUCAAUUCAGUGCAGUCGGCAAGCCAAUCACCCUAAAAUGCUCUGUCAUUGUAGGUGGGCGGAGCCUAAUCCAUCAGGCUCGAGAGCUCUCGGACCGCCCACAUAUCGUUGUGGCGACGCCGGGAAGACUUGCAGAUUUGAUAAAUAGCGAUGCUGAAAUCAUAGCGAAAGUUUUUAAGAAAAUCCAAUUUUUCGUGCUGGACGAGGCGGAUCGAAUGCUGGAAGGCCAGUAUAACGACCAACUAAAACCGAUUUUCGAAGCGAUCCCUGCGAAACGCCAGACCCUUUUACUCUCCGCCACCAUCACCAAUAAUAUCAACAUGCUGCAUAAGGUCUCGACACGAAAACCGUACUUCUUUGAGGAUAAAUCCAAAGACGCGGAGAGUACUGUAGACCGGUUAGAGCAAAAGUUCGUCGUGUGCCCGGUAGCGGUGAAAGACGCCUAUCUGGUGUACGUUGUGAAGAAUUAUAGCGAGAAGAACCCCAAGUCUUCCGUUAUGAUUUUCGCGCAGACGUGUCGUGAGUGCCAAGCGCUCGCUUAUAUGUUCGAAGGACUCGGCUUUCGUGUCGGCUCCCUUCACUCUCAAAUCCCGCAGAAGCAGCGGCUCGCCGCGCUCUCGGCGUUCCGCUCCAAAACGCUCAACGUCAUCAUUUGUACGGAUGUGGCGUCGCGUGGAUUGGACAUUCCGCACGUUGAUCUCGUUGUCAAUCAUAACGUCCCUCAGUGUGCGAAGACGUAUAUCCAUCGAGUCGGACGGUCAGCGAGAGCUGGAAGAUUCGGAUCCGCACUGAGUUUUGUGACACAGUAUGAUGUCGAGUUGUUGCAAGCCGUCGAGCAGACGAUUGGAAAGAAGUUGGAGGAGUUGAAAGUCAACGCGAAACAUGUGACAAAAUACGUGACGCAGGUGCUUGUCGCCAAAAAAGAAGCCGAAUUGAAACUGGAGAAUCAAAAGUUUGGUGAGAAGAAAGAGAUCAAUAAACGAAAAGAAUUACUGAUGAGUGGAAUGAGUGAAGACGAUGUGGAUCGACAUUUGGAGAAUAUGAAGACGAAAAGAGUGACGAGUUCGAAGAGAAAAUUGGAUAAGAUCAGUGGACAAUUGGAGAGAAGGAAUGAGGCGAAGAAAGGAGAGAAGGACAAGAAGAAACCGAAAAUUGAGAAGGAUUAA